AUGCAUCACAGAUGCUUAUUUUUAAUAGUCUACACUUUUCCCUUGUGCUUAAUUCUUCUAAUUUUAGGUUUUCGCCAUAUAAGGAUCAUCAGCGCUAACUAUGGCCGAACCGAUUCCAUCACAUGUUCUUUAGGACGACCUCCCAGACAACUCUCCAACACAAACUGCUACUCAUUUAGCUCACUAUAUAAUGUUGUAGUUAGAUGUAAAGGAAGGCGCAGCUGUCGGGUGCCUGCUACAAAUAGUGUCUUCUCUGACCCCUGCUUUGGUACCUAUAAGUACCUCAAAGUUGUGUACAUCUGUGUCUAACUGUAAGUUUUCGCUUGCUCUCGCUCUCUAAUACAUAUAUAUAUAUAUAUACACACACACACACAUAUUGGUAAAAUUAAAGUUUAGAUAAAUGUUUGGGUGUCUUUUGUGCCAACUAUGUGAAAUUCUGUGUAAACUCUAGUGACUGCUGUGUGUGAAAAUCCCUUGAGGUUAGCAGUUUCUGAAAUAAUCAAACCAGCCCAUCUGGUAUGAACAACCAUGCUACAUUAAAAGUCAGAGAUCAUACUUUUUCACAUUUAAUUCUGAUGUUUGACAUGAACAUUAACUGAAGCUCUUGACCUGUAUCUGCAUGAUUUUAUGCAUUGUGCUGCUGCCAAAUGAUUGGCUGAUUGGAUAACUGCAUGAAUGUGCAGGUGUUACUAAAAAAUCGGACAGUGAGUGUAUAUACUUAUAUAUAAAAACAAUUCAGAGAUACUUUUUAUCUGUUAGUUCUCCCUUUGUUUCAGUUGCCUUAUAUUUUUGUCUUAGUUUCUUUCUCUUUUCCUGGCAAUGACUUAAAUCUUUAUUGUCCCUUAUUUCCUCCACUUUCUUUCUGCUUUUCUUUUCAGAUUCUUUUCUAUUUCUUUUGUUAUUCUUAUUUUCCUAUUCUUUUACCUUUACAAGGGUAAAGCCCUAACAGACCGUAGCAUUCACUCCUAUUCAAAGGUGUGAUGGAGGGCUGGCUCCAAGGCUUACUUAAGUCAGGGGUUCCCAAACUUUUCCAGGGCAAGGCCCCCCAAAUUGCAUUAACAUUUGACCGAGGCCCCCCUUUUGCAAGAUGUCUUUAAAACACAUUAAAAAUACAGACUUCUGAAUACAGCCACCUUUAUUUUACGUUGAUGUUUUGUCUGUUUAGCAAUUAGAAAGUUAGGUAUAGCAAAUG
Molecule: messenger RNA, 1192 nt
Organism: Ictalurus furcatus (blue catfish)
Lineage: Eukaryota; Metazoa; Chordata; Actinopteri; Siluriformes; Ictaluridae
Product: rhamnose-binding lectin-like
Exons: 3
Coding region: 1-309 (102 amino acids)
Molecular function (GO): carbohydrate binding
Source: RefSeq, a predicted model, not a curated record